Drosophila ficusphila is the source of this 3639-nucleotide messenger RNA. It is a transcript of the gene lin, whose product is annotated as protein lines. The transcript has 2 exons. Bases 504 to 3089 code for a protein of 861 amino acids. Lineage: Eukaryota; Metazoa; Arthropoda; Insecta; Diptera; Drosophilidae. The record is from RefSeq and is a predicted model, not a curated record.
UUACCAGGUCGGUGAAAUUCGCUAAAAGAUGGCGACGCGCACUUAAUUUUUGUUUUUUCCCACUUAAUAAAGUACAAUUAAACCAAAAUAAAAACAGCGCACAAGCAACAAUCAGAGUCGAUAUAAGUACAAAGAAAAAGUGCCUGCCAGAUCACGUUGCUCACCCCGAAAACCAAUAGCGAGUGGAGUGAAACUAAUACAAACAUUGACAUGUCUCUGGCUAAACGAGAGCAACAAGUGUGUGAAAAUCGAAUUGUGGCCGUUUAAAAUGUUUGAAAGAGCAGUUAGUGCGCCUAAGGGCAGUUAAAGCGAUAAAGUUCGCCCAAGAAUAUAACCUAGAUCAAAGGAACAGCAGAAACUUCCCACGAGACGCCAGGCAGUAGCGUCUGCACACGUAACCUUGUGUGCGCGUAGCACGGAAGCUGCUUGUCGGAAUCGAGUUUGUAGGUUGGUCACGGUCGCGCGGCCACUUCCAGGACGUCGGGUACGUCACCAGGAGGAGGAUGGAGACCACAUCGGCAGCUGGAUCUGGAGCCGGAACGGCCGACGUUUGUCCCUGCUCCACAGCUACAAAUGCUUCCGCCGCCUCAAACGAACAGCCACAGACCAAGCGCCAGAAAAUCGAGCAGCAGAUCAAGGUGGGCUCCAAAGUUCUGCCGCCUCCCCCGCCGGACAUACUCGACUUGGACGCGAACAGCAACAGCCACCUGUGCUCCUCACUUUCCUCGGCCUCCUCGCAUUCGCUGUCCACGCCAAGCAGCACCAACAACUCACCCACCACCACGCCCUGCAGCUCUCGGGCGGCGUCCUACGCCCAGCUGCUGCACAAUAUCUUGCCACAAAACGGAGACGCCGAGCCGCACAGCCAGCCGGAGUCCGCCCAGGACGAGGUGGACCGGGCGGCCAAGUUGCCCGACCUGUUGACCCUCAAUACGACCAACAGCAAUAGUGGCCAUCUGGUCAGCAAGAGCAGCUGCCUUCCGACGACAGCGGCGACACCAACCACAACCAUCGAUGACAUGUUGGAGUUCGAGCAGUCCUUAACCCGCCAGUGCCUUUGCGGAGUCUCGGAGAGAACGCUGCGCAAGCCCUUCCAGUCGCAUUACUCGCAGGACACCAACGGCCAGAAGCGAAUAGCUUAUCUGCGCGAGUGGCCCACCAACAAGCUGCUGCAGUUCUUGUCCAACCUACAGCUCCUCUUCGACAUCUACCUGAAGCAGAACGCCAAGGGCUUCAUCUGCACGCGGAUAAUGGACGUCUGCGACGCGUUGAUCCGCAACGACCACAAGCUCAUCGACGAGAUCAUCGUGCUGGCCGGCUACGACAACUCGUACGUGCAGUUCCUAGCGGGACGUGUGCUAGCCGCAUUCCUGGUAAUUGCCAAGCAGGAGCUGAACGACGAGUGGCUGCAGAAGAUCGUCGACCAGUUGUUUAACUUCGAGCUGCUCGACCAGGCGGCCGUGCAGAAGAUCCACUUUAGCCUGGAUAUUAUAAAGCGUAUCGUCGAGUGGAAGGACAUGGAGAUCCAUCCGCUGGACGACGAUUGGAUGGGAGCGGCGAACAGCGCCAGCGCCGCCUCUGCCGUGGUGCCUCUGUCGACAGAGGCGUCUGUAAGCUACAUGCACUUCCCCGUGCAGCAGCAAUCGCUCGCCACCAACUACUUUGCGCUGCAGUUUCGCGAGGACACUGAGGGCGAACGAGAGGCGGAGCGGGAGACGCCCGACCACCGGGACGGCCAUCGGCAGCGUCAAUUCGGCGAGGAGAUGAACGUCGCCUACGAGGCGCAUACCGCUCCACAGUCCACAACCUUGCCCAACGGCUGCCAUGUGGUGACGCUCACCGACUCGGAGAGCUUCGACACGACGCACCUAAAGUGCAUAACCAUCCAAAAGCUGGAGCACAAGUGGCCGACGUUGGUGAAGAACAUGUCGGAGUUGAUGACGCCGGCGCACCAGGAAACAGCAGAGCACUGCGUGCUCAACUUCCUUCAGUUGUGGGAGAACAUCAUCUCGGUGAAGGCCAACCUGUCCAUCGACGAGACGCGGCCCUACUACGCACAGCUGGACAAGUUCGAACUGCUGCUCAGCCACAGCCUCUCCUGCACCGUGUACAAGCAGAUGCUGUGCCUCUUCAACGAGGCGCUGUGCUAUGGCUCCACGCUGGCGCUGCAGGACAUGCUGCCCGAGGAGACCUGCAAGCUGGCGCACCAGAUCGUCUGCCACGUGCGCGGCUUCCGUAUCCUGGAGUCGCUGCCGCGGCGGCAGCCGGACAACAUGGUAAGCCUGAUCGGCUACAAUGGCAGGCCGCUGGUGUAUGCGAACGGCACCAUUACUUUGGCACGUGCUGCGCAAUCAGGAGAAGGUGGACAGGACGAAGAGGGCGAGUCGCCACUGGACCUCAUCGAAAUGGACAAGACGCUGCUGCAAAAGAUGGUGCUGCUGGUGCUGAAGUCGAUAGCGGUGACCGUUAAGGAGAUCCGCAGCGAUUCCUCCGACUCGUCCAUCGAUUCCAACGAUUACGACGCCUUUCAGGACAUGAUGCUUAUCGAGCGCUCCAUCCGCGAUGUGCUGAGCAAGCUGGAGACGUUCAUCAAGCAGACACUGGAGUUCCAUCCGGAGUGCCACUUCAGUAAGAUCCUGAUCCACCUGUUCGACGACCAGGACGAUCACCUGAUUGAGGCAAUGGUCUGCACGCUGGACGUCACGUCGGGCAUCUCGUUCCGCAACAACGCCUUCCCCGAGCUGGUGGCCAUGCUGAACCCGGUGUACACCUUCCUGGAGUUCCUCAAGAUGACAUCGAACAGCUCGGACCUGCUGCUGGACCUGCUGGUGAGCAACGAGACCUGCUUCUUGCUCUACCUGCUGCGACUGCUCAAAUACAUUCGCAUGAACUGGACAAUGUUCGUGCACAGCUGUAACACCUUCGGCAUGGGCAGCGCCAUGCUGGACGAGGCGAUGGGCGUGCUCAUCCGGCUGCGGCUGCAGAUAUCCCGCCUCGUGUCGCGCCAGCUCUACCCCUACGACAUCUCGCCGGUGCUGCGCCUGCUGGAGAGCUGCGAGAGCCUCUACGAGGGCAACGAACUAAGCUGAAUGCGGCGCAGGCCCCAACUUCCAACCACAUGCAAUUAAAAUACGUAAUUUAUUUUAACAUUUAAUGGAAUAGGAGAAACUAGCGCAAAAUUCGAUGAAGAGGGAGCCCUUGUAGCAUACGUGUAUUAGCCGUAGGUACCACUCCGACCACACAUAUCUCCGCAACCAAUCCAAUAGCGCGUUAACCGUAGUUAAGUCUUGCACCCUUUCAUCCGCUUCGCUGGCCCUUCAACCUAGAUACAUAACUGUAUGUAAUCGUCAUUGUAAUUUGUAAUGAGCAUCACAAGUUCGUAGUUAGUUCAUAGUUAAUGGUAACAUCAUAGGUACUGAAUUCCAAACUAAACACUACGCUAGCCUAAGAUUUUUUUAAUCUUGCCUUAAGUAGAAUAAUGUACAAUAGGAUGGCAAAAUGGCAAAACGUUGUCCCACUUUUCGCGGAAAGUGGGCGUAAAUUCGGUGUCUUCGAGAAGAAUAUUCUUUGUACGUUUUUUUAAAAACACUUGAAUAAUAUAACUUAAUUAACUGAUUAAAAGAAACGCAUUAAGAGGAA